Acanthaster planci (crown-of-thorns starfish) is the source of this 5327-nucleotide messenger RNA. RefSeq lists its product as uncharacterized. Gene Ontology annotation, molecular function: catalytic activity. NCBI's taxonomy places the organism in Eukaryota, Metazoa, Echinodermata, Asteroidea, Valvatida, Acanthasteridae. Gene Ontology annotation, cellular component: plasma membrane. The record is from RefSeq and is a predicted model, not a curated record.
GUAGUAGGGAGAAUUCAAAGCUUAAAGAAUUCCGUGUGCCAGAGUUUAUUCAAAUUAAACUCGCAAGAGUCUUAUUAUAUUUCGUCUCGUUGGACGCACGGGACUUUGAAGCCACGGCCCAUGAUGGAGCGAGUUUCAAGGCUGGACUCAGUUGAAGUCCAAACACUCUCACUGUAUCGCCUUACCAUCAAUGAAAUCCUGGAGAAGUUCAAGGAUGGUAGCUUGACAUGCGAGGACUACAUGAACAGAGUCAUCCGGAGAGCGACAGAACUGAAGGCCUUCAAUUACUUCAUCUCCAUGGACACCGACCGGAUGAUGGAUGAUGCCAAGGAGGCGGAUGCCCGAUACAGGCGCAAGACCCAUCGGCAUCUUGAAGGCAUCCCGAUUGCGGUGAAGGAUAACAUUGACAUCGAAGGAGAGGUGACCGGAGCUGGCACCUCGGGCCUGGCAGGGAGAAGGGCCAAGAGGACCGCCGAGGUGGUGAGGCGACUUCUCGCAGCCGGGGCCAUCAAUGCUGGCCGAACCAACAUGCAUGAGAUGGCGUGCGGGAUAACCUCCGCAAACCUCUACACUGGCGCCUGCCACAACUUCUUCAAUUACGAUUUCUCCUGCGGCGGCAGCAGCGGGGGAAGUGGUGGGGCCGUCGGUGCCGACAUUGUCCCGGUCGCUCUCGGCACGGACACUGGUGGGUCGAUUCGUGUUCCCGCCUCCUUCAACGGGAUCUUUGGGUUGCGCCCCUCUAUCGGGCGUUGGCCGGCUGACUUCGGAGUCAAGUUUACCCACCUCAAGGAUUCAGUGGGGCCCCUUGUACGCAGUGCGAAGGACAUAGCAAUUCUUGAUUCUGUGAUGACCGGAGAAGAGGUUUAUCGAGAUCUAGCCCCUUCCGAGAUCAGAAUUGGUGUGCCAAAAUCUCACUUCUGGGAAGAUCUUGAUCCUGAGGUUCAGACGUAUGCCACUGAGUGUCUCGAGGUUCUGCGGGAUCAAGGUUUUACCAUUGUUGCAGAUGGGGAAAUUCCCGGUGUGGGAGAAUUUCAACGAAAGUAUAAAUUCUUGACGAACAAGAAGGAAGCCGUCUUGCGCCUGGAGGAAUGGCUCCAGCUCCACAAGCACGACGUCAGCCCAGAAGCCAUCGUUGACGUGAUAGCCUGUCCUCGCGUCAGAUCCAUCUUCCAAGACGCUCUGAGAAACCCGCCCAGCGAAGAGGAGUACGGCCGAGCCCUCAAAGCCAGAGAUGACCUCCUCAGGAACUUGCAAGAAUACUUCCAAGAUCAGAGGGUGGACUGCAUCCUGAUGCCCGCUACCAAGAUAGCACCACAGAGGUUGGACAUCCUCGAUUCGGACCCCGUCCCAGGCAGGGAGGCGGGAGAGUCUCUGAUUCUCACGGUCACCUCCAACAGCGACUUCGCCAACGUCUGCGAUCACCCCUCGUUGGUCAUUCCAGGGGGGUUAUCCAGGGCUGGAGGGGUGCCAUUUGGGCUGCAGAUUGACGGCAGAAGGGGGAUGGAUCAGAAACUUAUUGCAGUGGGAAUAACGAUUCAGAGGGCUCUAAAAAUUCAGGCAGUGUUCGAGCCAGCAACCAUCCGAGACCAGUUUGUCUAUUCCAGAUUCAUUAUGCUCAAGACUUUCCUCUCCGCUCUGACAACCAGCAUCAUCUGCUUCUGUCUUUUAGCCGCCUUACCGCCAACGCGGAAGUACUUCCUUCAAAUCCGUCAGGGUUACCUGGCCUGUCUUACUCGCAAGGGGGCGCUCAUGUCGGUCAGCGGCGGGGUGGUCUUGGGCGCGGGAAUGGCUCUCUGUGCUUCGUGUCCAGGCAUAGUCCUCGCUCAAAUUGGAGCCUCGGUGCCUAACGCAGGUUACACUCUGUUGGGCUGUUUUGCUGGAGUGCUGUUGUAUGCAUUGACCGAGUCUUCAGUCAGGAACCUCUUUGCCUCGUCGCUCCGCAAACCUCAAACAGUGGAUCACUAUCUCGGUAUCCCAUAUCCUCUGUUGGGUGUCACCACGGCAACUCUGACGUCAUCCGUUGUCUUCAUCUUUGAAUCGUUGUUUCCGUGGCAAACUCAGUAUGAGGGUUGGAAUGCCGGACCGGGGGAAUCACUGUUAGCUGUACGGGCAUGGCCACCUUACAUGUCAGGCAUUCUGAUCGGGCUGUUACAAGUUCCCGUGAUAUUUACGGUGGGGGACACCGUAGGCGGAAGCCAGAGUUACUGCACAAUGCUGUCGCAGCUUUGUGUCAGCAGGACGCUGGAGGAAAAGAUGCCGUAUUUGACACAGUACAAACGGGGCAUUGAUAACUGGUGGCAGGUGCUGUUUGUGAUAGGAGCAGUGGGCGGGGCAUGCAUAUCGGCAGCCUCCUCCAGUUCCUUGGGUGCGGCAGGCGGCAUAACGCCUACCGCCGCCUUCGUGGGUGGAGUUCUGAUGCUUUACGGAGCCCGAAUGGCUGGGGGAUGUACAAGUGGACACGGCUUGUCUGGGUUUGGGCUCAUGAUGGCGCUCUCAGCAGUCACUGUUCCAGCCAUGUUUGCUGGUGGUACAGCGAUGGGCUUUUUCAUUCGUUACCUUGGCAACGUGUCAUAGUUAGCACAUGGAGCAUUUCAUGUCGUGCAACCUUCCUUGUAAGAUGUAAACUACUCCAGGCUUAUGUUCUGAAUCUUUUGUAAAGGUACUUUGUCGCAAAACAUUGAAGGAUUAAUUAAUUACUUUGUCUUUUAAUUAAGUUAGAUGUUGUUUUUUUUAUUAUUAUUUAUUGUAUUGCUUUCUAUUAUAAAUAAUUCAAUUCACACUUCAAUUCACAGCAGCGAUUUUUACAUGGCAGAGCAAUAUGUCAGGUUCAGUCCUCCAUAGACUGAUUCCGUGAAUGUUAAUGUCAGAAGACGUACACAAUGCUCUUACCCAUAUUGCUGUAGCCCCUCCGAUAAGACGCACGUUGCUUUGGUGCUUGUGCUCACUUUCAGCGUGGUCGUUUCUGUUUGUCGUAAAUUUGAUUCUACAAUUCAAAUGAGAUACGUCAUCAGCCACCGAAAGCAGCCACCGACCUUUGAAAACAAGACAAAUGGCUCGAGGGGAAACGCGAACUGGUAUAAUUCCCUAAUCGAUUUGGGAGAAUUGCGUCAUAAAUAAGGGCCGGGAUUUAACGCCGACUCGCGAUCCUGUUGUUCUCCCCGCCGAUGAUUAUGAGUGAACUUCUCGUGAACCCCGUGAAUUCAAGCUCUCGUCAAGAGCAGAUUGACUGGCGGACCUGAGGCUGGAGCCUCCACGGUUGUUAAAUUGGUGUCCCAAGUCAAAUUGGCGCCGACAGUCGAGGUAACACACAAAUCAUCCUGGGCGAAUUUACAGGGUUUUUUUAAUGUCAGUGUAACGUUUGUGUAUUUAGGUUGUGGCCUUGCAUUCACGAUUUGCUUGGCAAUUGGGCACGUCACUGGAAAAUUGUGCACUUCUUUAUACGCUCUUGGUACCAGUUUUCAGACAUGUUCUGUAUGUGUCAUUAAGUUGAAUGCAGUUUGAUCGCAAUUCAGCUUUUGGCUAAAUUCAAAUACUGAACGUAUUUAAAACGUGAACGGAGAGUGUUUAGCUAUUGGACAUUGAUGUUUAGCAAUUAGGCCAUGUUUACCUUCUAAAACAUUAUUUACAAACUGAUAGCAAGAUUGUAUUCAACUGCUUAGGCCUAACAGUGUACAUAAUGUCGCAAACCCACUAUUUCCCUCGAAACUGAAUAACUCAGUGAAGCAAAACAUGCUGUUUGAGACAAGGCUAUAACUUUGGACUAAUAUUAACCAUUUGAUACAAAAUCGCACAAAGUAUUUAGAAAUUAAUUUUAUUUAGUCUAGCUUUCAAUUACUAAAUGGGGACAGAAAGAUACUGGUAUUAGUUACAUUCUGUUUUUAUUGAAUGGGUAGAGGUUGGGAUAAUGGUUUAGCUUCUGACUUAAACUCCGUAAUGAACUUUUGGUCAUGAAGUAGACUCUCUCAGUCCCAGUACAAACUCAUGGAGUAGAAUUUCCAGAGUAACAGAUAUUGAGCAUGCAGCGUACGCAGCAGCGUAAAGAUGACACCUGUUAUUUCAUCAUGCACUUAUCGACAAGCUAAUUGCGCAGGGCUGCUGGCUUGUUCAAUUGUUGAUGCUGUCUGUAUCUUCUGUUUAAAGGUGUUUAGUAUGCAGCUUUCACUCGAGAUACUUUAUUUCUCUUGCUGGGCUUUUUAGGUAGCACUUUGCCCGGGGCAGAAGGUCUGAGAGGAGAGGAAAUGGCGCCCGAACUUGUCCUCUUUUCCUGAAGAAAACAGAGAAAAACUUACAUUAGGUUCAAUUUAGCAUCUCGUAUUAUUUGUCCCCUGUUCAUCGUGAGACUGUAAGUGAUUGAUCUAAUGGAACGGAGCUCGUGACAGGUGCAUCUGUACUCUUCGUCCCUUCGUAUUUGUCACCCGUUUGAACGCUUAAUCGCCCCAUACUUUACAGAUCAGGAGAGACACGCCAGACAGAUCGCAAAGGGUGAGGUGAAAAGAUCUCCCCAGCUUGAUUUUUCUCACCGGCGGAUCAGCAGUCUUUCCGUGCUGAGAGAAGUGGCUGUCUUAAAACGCCGCGCGUCACUUUCUGCACCAGUUCCCAUGACUUGCCGAUAAUCUUAGCCUCCUUAAGAACUUAAACCUACGCUGUUUGCUGCCCUUCAUGGUUAGAUUAAUCUUUUGUUUAUGGUCCAUUUAUGAACAGUGCUUCUCUAUUUUGUGGUCUCAUAUCAGCGUGUGUGACUGACUGUUCUAAAUCCUUCCAAACUUUCUAAUAAUUAUCGAAGACAUAUCAAGGCGCCUUUCUAUAUAUUAUGUACGUUUUUGGGGUGCGUUGCGUACACGAUGCGUUCGUGGGUUUCACUUCCACGGACACACAAAUACAUGUAGACUCCAUUCAAAUCACACACGUGUAGCCUACGUUGCGUUUGGCCGUCAAAAUCGCCUUGGGAGUGAUUUUGACGGAUACGAAACGUUUGAGGCAAGUGUUGACGCGCAUAUGGAAAGGCGCCUUACGCCCAACACGACAAAAUAUUUCGAGUUUUCAUACUUCAACGUGUGUAAAGUAAUCAUUGGAAGAUGCAUUAAAAUUGUAGAAACUAUCAAAUUUUGCAGUUUGACAGAGAUAAGUAAAACCAUGCAUUUUAAAGACUGAAAAUAGAUACGCUUCGUAUCCUCAGAACAAAGUUUUUUUCUGGAUUUCAAAGUGUAGUAAGAAAUGACACUGCAAAAUCAGAUUAAUUUUUUUUUGCAUUUCACUUGUUGAAGUCCGGAAAGCAGGAAAAGGAUUUUGCAAAUAUGAACUUUAAAAAAACACACCUAUAUAACGUC